Molecule: messenger RNA, 1479 nt
Organism: Macrosiphum euphorbiae (potato aphid)
Lineage: Eukaryota; Metazoa; Arthropoda; Insecta; Hemiptera; Aphididae
Source: the annotation of a GenBank genome assembly
AUGGCACCAACUAUCAUGAUGCGACCCACUAAAAAGGACUGGCAACGUCAGUCACAGUCCGAAUCCGAGGAUGACGACAUGGUUGGAAAGAAAGAUUUGAUGCCGCUAGUAAUGUCCCAAGUCGGCCAACAUUUUGUGCCCUUGGUUAUAACAAUGGUAGGUUUGCCAGCACGUGGCAAAACCAUUCUUGCCUAUAAGAUUCAACAAUAUCUCAACUGGACAAAUCAUAAGGCUAAAGUGUUUUCUGUGAGCUCAUACAGACGUAAACACAUCGAGUUGUAUAGUAGCCAUGAUCUCUUUCGUAAAGAAAACAGUGAAGCUGCUGAAAUCCGUCAAUUAAGUGCUCAAGAAGCACAAGAUGACGCCACCAAAUGGUUACAAGAUGGAGGAGAUGUAGCUAUAUUGGAUGGCACUCAUAUAACACAAGCUCGUCGUCAAAUAGUAUACGAUCAUUUUGCUAAAGUCAUGGGGUAUAAGGUAUUAUUUAUUGAGUGUGUUUGUGAUGAUGAAAUGCUUAUUGAGCUCAAUGUCAAAGAAGUAAUGCAAUUCAGUAAAGACUAUAGAAAUAUGUCCAGUGAGAAAGCUCUUGAUGAUUUUCAUCACAAGAUUGAACAUUACAUGGAACAACAUGAACCAAUGAAACCAAAAUCAGAAGGCUAUAGCUACAUAAAAUAUUUAAACGCAGGAGAAUCACUAACUGUUUGUCGUUUGAAUUCUCCUAUGCAAAGUGAGGUGCUAGCCUUUGUUUCAAAUUUCAAACCAUUAGCAAAAACAUUUUAUUUUUCAAGACAUGGAGAAAGUGAAAACAAUGUUUUGGGUCGUAUUGGAGGAGAUGCAGAAUUGUCAGUCCGUGGUCGGACUUAUGCCGCAGCAUUGGCACGCUAUUUUAAUAACGAGAAUCGUUUAGAAGGACUACGCGUGUGGACAAGUGAAUUGAAACGCACCCACCAAACAGCUCAAGGUAUUAAAGCACCAAUAGAACCAGUGCCCUUUUUGAAUGAGUUAUACGCUGGUGUAUGUGAAGGAUUGAGUUAUGAAGAGAUGCAAUGCAAAUUUCCACAAGAGUUUGCUUGGCGUGAUCAAGAUAAGUUACAGUAUCGCUAUCCGUGGGGUGAGUCUUACAUAGAUAUUAUGACACGAUUGAAACCAGUAUUGUUGGAACUCGAGGGAGAUAUGGAUAAUCUGUUAAUAAUCAGUCACCAAGCUGUUUUAAGAUGCUUACUUGGAUAUUUCUUAAAUAAGAAACACGAAGAAUUACCGUACAUUAAUGUACCUUUGCACACUAUCAUCAAGUUGACUUUAAGCGGAUACAAAUGUAAAAUGGAAGUUAUAAAGCUGAACAUAGAAUGUGUGGACACAUACCGAAUGCAACCAAAAAACUGCUCUGUCAAUCGUUCAACUGAUGAUGCCUUACUGACAGUGCCAGCUCAUUUUGAGAAUUUAUCUUUGUGGAAUCAUGCGCCAAUCGUUCAGCUUUGA